GUUUAUUAUUUAUUCUGUGGCUACUGGCUGCUUGUUUUCGAUUUCGAUUUGAGUGCCGCUUUUCGGUUGUUGUAAUAAUUUUAAUUCUUAUUUUAAAGCCUAUUUUAGAUAUCGGAAUUGUUUUUCACCUUUGCAAUUUGAUUAAAGUUUGUAACUUCCGUUUGUCUUUGAUUAAGAUCAAGAAGGAAAGUCAAGAAAAGACAAAGCGGCUGGCGGGCCGUGCGUUUCGUCCCGGCAACGGUCAGCAGGCAGAAGUUCACUUGUUCGAAGAUAAACGCUUGGAUCAUGAAAUUCAAGUUCUGUUCGGACGGAGACUGCCCCCUGUGGGCUCUGGCAGCUCUCCACGCGCUGGGCAGUCUGCCGGCGCCCACCUUCAGGACCCUGCUGCAGCAUGUGCUGGACGAACUGCCUGACGAUGGCAUAAUGGCAAUUUUGAAAGACACCAACUUAUCGUCGCGCGACGAGUGCGCGCGCGCGGCGGCCGUGCUCCGCUGGACGCUGCGGCAGACGCACCGCGGCGGCUGCAGCGGCGUGCAGCUGGCGCGCGUCUAUAACAUAACACAUGCUCGUUCAGCGUCGCGCGACGAGUGCGCGCGCGCGGCGGCCGUGCUCCGCUGGACGCUGCGGCAGACGCACCGCGGCGGCUGCAGCGGCGUGCAGCUGGCGCGUGACCUGCUCGUGCUGGGUGUGCCGCGCGCACACGCGUCAGCGCUGGCGGACGCCGCGGACACAACCCGCCGAGCCUACGAAACGCACAUCACGAACAACGGGUUUAUGGUGAACAAACUGACAGACGUCAAAGCAUCGCCGGGCCCCGAAGGCACAGUUGACACCAUCACACUCUCGCUACACUCAGACGAAGUGUUCACUGGCGAGCAGAGAACGUCCGAAUUAAUCAUAGACAAGUCGCAAGUGAAGUCACUCCUACAGGAACUGAAAAAAGCCAAACAGAAAAUGGAUGAAAUUGUUAUCGAAUAAAUUGAAAUGAAACAAAAUAAGAAACUUGUUUGAAUCAAACAUGUAUUUUUUACGAACCUCCCAUUGGAUUGGAUAGCUUUCUGUAUUCUCCGUUGAAAAGAAGUUUCAAAUGAUUUUGCGUACCUAGUAACAUUAUCCAUUAUAAUAAUACUGUUAGAUGUGCACAUGAAUGAGGCGUUCAAAAGAGGUUUAUACACAACUCCGUGUUAUUCGUGGUCACUAGUCAACAACGAACUUUAUUUAAAUAUGUACAUUAUAUAUACUUAUUCUGGAUUUUCUUUAUUCUGUGUAAGUAGGUAUUAUUACUUGGUAAAUAAUAAUUAUAAUGUGUGGAUAAGAAAAUUGACAAUAUAUGAAAUUAAUAUGCAACCAG
This is a messenger RNA of Bicyclus anynana (squinting bush brown), 1351 nucleotides long. RefSeq names its product putative peptidyl-prolyl cis-trans isomerase dodo (gene COMMD4). The coding region runs from base 286 to 978 and encodes 230 amino acids. The transcript is spliced from 7 exons. Lineage: Eukaryota; Metazoa; Arthropoda; Insecta; Lepidoptera; Nymphalidae. Gene Ontology annotation, cellular component: cytosol; nucleus. The record is from RefSeq and is a predicted model, not a curated record. Gene Ontology annotation, molecular function: protein binding; peptidyl-prolyl cis-trans isomerase activity.